GAGCUCGAGUCUCGACGUCGCGUGUGCAAGCUGUGGCUUAUACGUGGCGCUGACUCGUAGCGAUCGUAGUUUUAACCAGCCUUGCUGUGCGAGCAUCCGUGGCGAGUCUCGCUGCGUGCCGCCGGCGGCGUGUGGAGAUCUCAUGUCUGAAACCCCCUCCGGCCGCUCGUCUCCGACGAGCACCGGGCGGUCGUCCCCGACGAAUGACGCGAGCGACGACCCCGCGGCUGCGAUAUCGAGGAUAGCGAGCCUCUUCCAGUCCUUGAACCGUCUGCGCGACGCCGGCUACGGCACCUCGGUAAUCGCGGCAAAAGUCGCGGAGUGUCGCGCGGCGGUCGUGAGUUUGCCGCCGGACCUCCAGGCGAAGGUCGUGGCGCUCGUCAACGCUAUUGAUGACGAGCUCGAGGGCGACGGCGCCGCGCCAGUAGACGACGUCAAUGAAAUCCCCUUCGGACUACUGGACCUGCCGCCGCCCGUACUGGCGCUGUGCUGCGUCUUCGCCGGCGACAGCGGGUCGCUCGUGCCGCGGCUGGCCCGCACGUGCAAGGCCGGCGGCGAGGUGAAGCCCGAAAUCAUGCAGUCACGCUCAGCAGCGCGCAAAUCAAAUUUUGGUGCUCCUCGCUGAUGAUGACCUGCACGCCGUCGUUGCGUCGAUAGUCGCGUCGAUGGCGUCGCGUCGAUGGCGCGCCAUCGACGCGACACCUGCUCAACGGCGUCGCGGUUGCCGGGUCGCAGCCGACUCACUGGUCGAUUUUGCGCACAGGUCGCUCUACGCCGUCGGGACACGGGUGGUGCUCCACGGCCUGCAGGCGGACACGCUCAAUCUGAGGCGAGGCACGGUGGUCCAGUGCGCGACGGCGGAAGACCGCGUGGGCGUGCGCUUGGACGGAGAAGUGAAGCCUAAGAGCGUGCGGCGCGUCAACGUAAGAUUGGAACGGGGCCCGCACGAGAGCGGCGAGCCCGACGAGCUGCACGAGGGCUUCUGGUGCGACGGGUGCGGCCACUUCCGGGGCAACGACUCGCCGCCGUCGAAGUCGCUGCGGGGCACGCGGUACCGGUGCACGCGCUGCGCGGCCAUCCCCGGCUUCGACCUGUGCUCGCGGUGCUUCGGGGCCGGCUUCGCGCACGCCUGCAGCGCGACGCCGUCGUUAAGCCACGAGAACAAGACGGACUGCGGGCCCAAGGAGUUCCACGCCGACGGCUUCAAGGCCCUCAAGGACUCGCAGGCGACGUCCUUCGCCAAGUGGGUCGAGGGCGCCGCGGCGGAGGGUGAGCUGGAGGAGCGGGAAUUGGUACGACAGGCCAUGAACUUCGGCGACGAGCGGGGCCCGCGGAGCGCAGCGGUUGUCAACACGAUCUACCGCGCGCAGUUCCCCCAGGGGGGCACCGCGGGCCUGAAGAAGCUGCGCGGCGCGCUCAUGCGCGAAGAGAUCGACGCACAGAUCCAGGCCGCGAUGGCGAACGCGGGCAUGGGGCCCCAGCCGGCGGGCGCGGUGCCGCCGGUGGGGCCCUUCGGCGGCCAGGGGCCGGUGCAGUUCGGGGGCAUCCGCGUCGAGGGCCCCGGCGGCGUGCAGGCCGCGAUGCCCGGGUUGCCCGGGUUGCAGGCCGCCGCCGCCCAGUUCGGCGCGCAGGUCGCGGCGGGUGGCGGCGGGCUGCCCUUCAACAUCGCCGACGUCAUGGGCGCGCAGUUCGGGAACUUCGGCUUUCCGCUGCCUACGCCGGGCGCGGCGGCUGCGCCGGCCGCCGGCGACGACGAGGCGUCGGAGACGCCGACUGUCCUCGAGGAUACGCCUUCGGAGCUCGCAGACGAGUCGGAGGCGGCCGUCGAGCCGAGCGGCGCGCCGGAGCCGCACCUGACCGAAGCGCCGCUCGAGGUCGCCUUCGACGCGGGCCCGGGACCCUAGUUCCCUUCUGUAACGAAUGUAAUACCACUGGCAA
Messenger RNA from Pelagomonas calceolata, 1938 nucleotides. The record is from the annotation of a GenBank genome assembly. Lineage: Eukaryota; Pelagophyceae; Pelagomonadales; Pelagomonadaceae.